UUUAUAAACUCCUUUUAUCCUUUCACGGCAACGAAAGUGACUGUGAGUGUGAGAGCUCAUUUAAACCCCUCCCCUUUUUUUUAUUAAACCCUAAAACUAUAUUACUGCUGGUGAAGAUGUGGAUGAUGGGCUACAAUGAUGGUGCCGAGUUCAACAUGCCUGAUUCCUUCAAUGUUAGGAAGCUCAGGCCUUUAAUUCCUAAGCCGAUAUCUUCUCCCAACAACUCUCCUUGUCUUAACCGUAUCAAUGGCUCCGACUUUUUUGCACUGAAUCAUCACCUAAGUAUGGGAGAACAAAACAAGAGGGAGUUCAAUACACAACCAGCAGUUGUAGUGAGCUCGAGGUGGAAUCCAACGCCGGAGCAGCUAAGAACACUUGAAGAGCUUUACAGACGAGGCACUCGAACCCCGUCGGCUGAUCAAAUUCAGCAUAUAACAGCGCAGCUCCGUAGAUAUGGUAAGAUCGAAGGGAAGAAUGUGUUCUAUUGGUUCCAGAACCACAAGGCAAGGGAACGCCAGAAACGACGCCGGCAGAUGGAAUCAUCUCAAGAUGAACACGUACGCGAACCCGACACCUUGGAAAGAAAGGAUUCAGAAUCGAAUAGGACAGCUUAUGAAGUUGAACAGACCAAAAACUGGGCACUCCCUACAAACUGCAGUAUACUAGCAGAGGAAUCUACAUCAAUACAAAUGGCAGCAAAAGCAGCAGUGUCAGAGUGUAUAUGGCAGCAAAAGCAGCAGUGUUAUCAGGAAUCUGUAUCAAUACAAAUGGCAGAUGGAUGGAUCCAGUUCGACGAAGGGGAAUUACAGCAGAUGAGAAACUUUGUUGAAAGGAAUGACACGUGGCAGCAGCACAAGAUGCAAUUCCCUUACCCUCGUUGCCUGUCUCCUAGUUCUAGCCCUGUUACUGGUCUUAGCUCCACUACGCCCACGGCAGCGAUUAGCACUGCCACCACCGUCUGCCCGAUCAAACCAAUGGACCCAAAGCACCACAACUUUUUCAAGACGCAUGAUCUCAACAUCUUUAAAUCCCCUUGCAGGCAACAUGCCAAUGUGCUUGACCACUUCAGCUUUGCUAGAAACCAUGAAGCCUCCGGGGACGACUCUCAAACCCUACAACUCUUCCCUCUUCGUUCUGAUAACUCGAAGGAAAAGGAGAACGAGAUAUCCAUCGCAACCGUGCCUACGACCGUCAACCUAGCUCCUAACUGCCAGUUUUUUGAAUUCCUUCCUUUGAAGAACUAAAAAUCAUUGAAGACAUUUUUUUUUACUUAAUUUGCUAUGUAGGUAAAAUUAGAAAUGUUGGUUAAUGUUUAGG
Molecule: messenger RNA, 1317 nt
Organism: Hibiscus syriacus
Lineage: Eukaryota; Viridiplantae; Streptophyta; Magnoliopsida; Malvales; Malvaceae
Product: WUSCHEL-related homeobox 1-like
Exons: 4
Coding region: 117-1244 (375 amino acids)
Biological process (GO): plant organ development
Molecular function (GO): DNA binding; DNA-binding transcription factor activity
Source: RefSeq, a predicted model, not a curated record